Messenger RNA from Eremothecium sinecaudum, 2508 nucleotides. RefSeq names its product serine/threonine protein kinase CLA4 (gene CLA4). Gene Ontology annotation, cellular component: cytoplasm. The record is from RefSeq and is a predicted model, not a curated record. The transcript has a single exon. Bases 1 to 2508 code for a protein of 835 amino acids. Gene Ontology annotation, biological process: regulation of MAPK cascade; protein phosphorylation; intracellular signal transduction. Gene Ontology annotation, molecular function: protein serine/threonine kinase activity; ATP binding. NCBI's taxonomy places the organism in Eukaryota, Fungi, Ascomycota, Saccharomycetes, Saccharomycetales, Saccharomycetaceae.
AUGUCGCUUUCCGCAGCUGCUAGAGAAAUAUCAGAUUCAGAUUUCCAAGAUAUCGGACCGGCGCCGAAGCCACCACCUAUGGCAUUUAAUAUGACCAAACCUAUAAUGAAAAAUAGAAGUCAGUUAGAUGUCAGUGGUGGUAAUGGUGGUCAUUUUGGUAUUAACCAGCAGAAUUCGGUGGGAUUGCAGAAGAAGAAGUCGGGCUGGGUGUCGUAUAAGGAGGAUGGGCUACUUUCUUUCUUGUGGCAGAAGCGGUACUUGGAUAUGAACGAAACUUAUCUUUCCGUUUACAAGAGUAAUUCUAAGGAUGAUAUUGUGUUGCAGGUUCCAUUGACUGCUAUUGUUAGUGUUUCGAGAAAUCAGCUGAAACAGCAUUGUUUUGAGGUGGUUAGGUUGACCGAAAGAUCCGCAAGUCAGUCGUCGAGUGGUUCCGAAAACGCAUCAAAAAAAUCUAUAUAUUUUGCUACUAAGACUGAAUUGGAGUUGCACCACUGGUUGGAUUUUAUAUUUUCCAAGUGCCCGUUGUUGAGCGGUGUUUCAUCGCCUACGAACUUUACCCAUAAGGUACACGUAGGAUUUGAUCCGGAAACAGGUUCAUUUGUGGGAAUGCCACUAAACUGGGAGAAACUGUUGAAGCACUCUAGGAUUACUGGCGAAGAUUGGAACAACAAUUCUGCAGCUGUCAUUCAAGUCUUGCAAUUCUACCAGGAGUAUAACAGCGGGGUUACCAGUCAGGUUUCAAUAUCUCCCUCAAAAAACCCUCAAAAAACUUCAUUGACCAGCAACCAGGCUCCCCUUGGGAUUGAUUCAAAAGCACAGGGUCCAAAUGACAAGAAAGGUACACCAGCUACGCCGCAAAAAGAGCAACCAUCGCAAGUACCCAAAACUUCUUUGUUUACCGUCAAUUCUGCAUCAUCGUCCUCUAAGCGGUCACCGACUGUAGCACAACCUAAGAAAGAGGCACCUUUGCAACCUGUACUAUAUGCAGAAGGGCUAUUUGGAGCAUUUCCUUCUAUGGCUAAUAAGCAUCCAGCUAACUAUAGUAAGCAAAAAUCCUCUUUCCCUCCCAUCAGCGCUCCAUCUCCAGUGGAUGCAACUCCAUCAACCCAUGGUAAAACUCCAAAGACAAAUGUCCCUAUUUCCAACCCACCCCCAACUCCUACACCACAACUGCAAUUGAAUUCCUCCCGAGAACAGUAUCCGAAGGUGAAGGUCACUGCUCAAACAUUGCCAUCAGGGAAGAAAAAUCCGAUCACUGAUUCACCACUUUAUAAUUAUGAAGCUCCAAAGCCUUCUAGCCCCAUCCCGGCCGCUCCUAUGAAACUAGUACCCCCAUUGAGGCUGCAGCCCCAGCGUCCAGCUCCAAACCGACCUCCUCAGUUGCUCAACACUAAAGAUAGCGCCCCAGCUAAAGUACCUCAACCUGUUAAACCAUAUGGUAACGUAGCUGCACAACCUUCAUAUAAAGAUCCUAAAAAGCCCGAAGCUGUUCCUGGCCCUGGUGGCCCAAGUGUUACCAGGCCGAAAAAAACCUCGCCGGCCAUGUCUACUGCCGAAAUAAUGGCGAAAUUGCAGGCUGUUACUUUCAACACUGACACCACACCAUUUUUCCAGAUGAUUGAAAAAGCUGGUCAAGGUGCCAGUGGAUCUGUUUACCUUGCCAAGAGAUUAAAGGAUCCUCCUCAAGAUGAAAACAAUGCUGUGCAUAAUCAUAUGGCUAAUGGCCGUGUGGGAGAGAAAGUUGCCAUAAAGCAGAUGAUACUAUCGAAGCAACCUCGUAAGGAACUAAUUGUUAACGAAAUAAUGAUUAUGAAGGCCUCCCAACAUAAAAAUAUUGUAAAUUUCCUCGAGGCAUACUUGAAAACGGAUGAUGACCUUUGGGUAGUUAUGGAAUAUAUGGAAGGUGGUUCCCUAACGGAUGUCAUUGAGAAUGCAAUGUCAGGCGAUGCCUCCAAAUGCAGUAUGACUGAAGGUCAGGUUGCAUAUAUUGUUCGUGAAACAUGCCAGGGACUGAACUUUCUUCAUAGUAAACAAAUCAUUCAUAGAGAUAUCAAGUCCGACAACGUUUUGCUUGAUAAAAUGGGAAGAGUGAAGAUAACUGACUUUGGCUUUUGCGCAAAGUUGACCGAUAAGAGAAAAAAGCGGGCUACUAUGGUUGGUACUCCAUAUUGGAUGGCACCUGAGGUUGUGAAACAACGGGAGUACGAUGAAAAGGUUGAUGUGUGGUCAUUAGGUAUUAUGACAAUUGAGAUGCUAGAAGGUGAACCUCCAUACCUAAAUGAAGAGCCGUUGAAAGCAUUGUAUCUGAUCGCAACUAAUGGCACACCAAAGUUAAAGCGUCCAGAUUUACUUUCUUUGGAAAUUAAGCGAUUCUUGAGUGUCUGUUUGUGUGUGGAUGUAAGAUACAGAGCUUCAACGGAGGAACUAUUACACCAUUCGUUUUUUGAAAGAAGUUGCCAGCCAAGCGAGCUCGCAACUUUACUCAAAUGGAACAAGAACAAUUCUUAA